This is a messenger RNA of Meloidogyne enterolobii, 336 nucleotides long. The record is from the annotation of a GenBank genome assembly. NCBI's taxonomy places the organism in Eukaryota, Metazoa, Nematoda, Chromadorea, Rhabditida, Meloidogynidae.
AUCUCAAUUUUAGCUCAUUGUGUUUACAACACUCAAUUUGGAUUUCUCGAUGGAACUUCCAUUUCUGUAAUGAUGACAAAAGUUUUUCUUUUAUGUCCCGAAGCAAAUGUGAUUGAAUUAAUUGAACGUUUUUUCAUAAUAUUUUCAACUUGGAAUUGGCAAGUUCCUCUUCGAAUAAAAAACAAACAAAAUAAAGAAGUGAAAGAAGAGAAAAAUAUUAUAAUUUACACUACAACACAUCCUGAACAUUCAAUUACGAGCAAAAUAACAAAGACAAAUCAACAGAUUAUUUUGAAUGCAUUAUUAUUUGGCAAUUAUCUUAAAUUAAUUCCAUAG